Helicoverpa zea (corn earworm) is the source of this 5578-nucleotide messenger RNA. It is a transcript of the gene ex, whose product is annotated as protein expanded. The transcript is spliced from 4 exons. Gene Ontology annotation, cellular component: cytoskeleton; cytoplasmic side of apical plasma membrane. Gene Ontology annotation, biological process: positive regulation of hippo signaling. Lineage: Eukaryota; Metazoa; Arthropoda; Insecta; Lepidoptera; Noctuidae. The record is from RefSeq and is a predicted model, not a curated record. The coding region runs from base 249 to 4067 and encodes 1272 amino acids.
CGUGCCUUCGCCUGUGCCUUCGCCGCCGACCCACGCGCCCGCUUUGCUUCACUCAGUCGUACUAGCGCGCCCAUGGACUUUGUGCGCCUCGACGUCAGCCGUCACGCCAUUCAGCUCGCAACAUCGCGCAACUUAUAGUGAAGUGAAGUGCCAAUGGAUGCGGUUUACCUAGGAUUAUAGUGUCUUUACGUGCAGCUGCAUUGGAUUUGUCUAUUCAUGUGCGAGUAACAGUGGUCUCGAGAUGCGACAUGCGUGCUCUGUGUUCGGUUCGCGGGCCGUUGGGCGGCGACACGCGCGCUCUCGGCGCGGGCGCGCGCUUCCUAUCCCUGCGCAUGCCCGGCCAGCCCCAACCACUGCACUUCGUCGUCGAAGCCAAAGCAAGGGUCAAAGAACUCAAGUCUUUGGCCAGUGCUCACGCGCAACUACAAGGCAUGACCGACACAGAACUCUUUGGAUUAGCAAUUCUGCAAAAUGGAGAAUACCUAUUUGUUGACUUAGAAAGUAAACUAUCUAAAUAUGCGCCAAAGAGUUGGAGAUCAUCUCACACCCAUGGAUUGGACGCUAAUGGGAAGCCACUCCUUGAAUUGCACUUAGUAGUGCAAUUCCACGUGGAGAGCCCAUUACUUCUCCACGAUGAAAUUGGCCGUCAUCUUUACUUCCUACAACUGCGACAAAAUGUGCGCACGCGAGAUGCUUUGCCCGCUGAAGUUGUUCUACUACUCACCGGAUUAGCAUUGCAAGCUGAGUAUGGCGAUGCAGACUCAUACGAGGAUAGGGACUACUUCAGAGUUGAUGAUUAUGCACCGUCAUCUCUCACUGGCGACUGGGUGGCGGCGGCUAUGCGCGCUUGUCAUCGAGAACACCGUGGCCUUACAAAACCUGACGCAGAAUGCAGAUUUAUUAGAGAAGUUUGUCUCUUACCUGAUACUAUAAACUCACAUAGAUACCGCCUAAAACAAUCUAAAUCAGAACCUGAACCUGGAACGGUUUGGCUCCUGGUCACAGCUAAGGGCAUAAAAAUUCUGCCUGAUAAUGGAUCACUCUCAAACUUUAUAUGGAGUGCUAUUGGAAAACUUAGCUUUGAUAGAAAGAAAUUCGAGAUUAGAACCGAGGAGGGUAAGAUGACGCUGUUCUCAUCAAGUGAAGAAAAAUGUAAAUAUCUUUUUGCCCUGUGUAGAGAGACACACCAAUUCUCAAUGAAAAUAGCACCGAAGUUCAAUGAAAUUCUUAGAAAGGAAGAAGAAGAGCGAAAAACUUGUUUUGGUUAUUCGAAAUCUUUAAACGUACAAUACAAUCAGAAUAAGAGUGAACAAAGAAUAUCUGUGAUUUCUUCAACAAGUUCCAACACAACGUCAGGCAUUGUGAGUGACAGAGUUCAAUCGGAAGAUGAAUUAGAAAUUAUGAUAGAUUCACCUCCUGCACCAUCAACAGAAAGUUUGGCAUUCGCUCAUUUACUAGACAGCACAAAUUCUUACUUUAUACGGCACAUGGCGCAAAAUAAUGAGCCACUAACGAAAACCUCGUCUUUACAAAUGCAAAAAACAAAAUUGAGGGUCAAAAAGACAAAGGAAAAUUGUGAAACUGUCAACAGGAGCGAAAUUCCUCCUCCAGAUCAGCACUCAAUUAAUCAAUUAGAAGAAACAACUUCUUUACCUGAUCAAAGCGUUAGUGAAGCAUUGACUGACAGUCCGAGAUCUAAUAAGUUAAAAUGCACUGGAUCACAAUGUUCCUCAUCAUGCAGCACGGUGAUAAUGGCGAGAGCAGGCCUCAGUACUCUUAGCAGAGCAUCUAACGCAAGCAGUUUAGAAUUGGGAUACAGUCAUACUGCUCAGAAUUCAAUGCUAAGUGACAACAGCAUAGCUGGCAUAGAUGUGGAAUAUUCACAAGACGCAGCGUCCGCGCUGUAUGACGGCUUAGGGCAACCAGUCACCGUAGCAGCCUCAAGUGAAACUAGCGGAGUCUACACCAUGAGUAGUUCUGAACUGACGGCACGAUCAAAGAUGGACACAUUAUCCGAAGCCAGUAGAACAGAUUACGAUGGCUCACACUAUGACAGCUAUAAACCAGCGAAAGAGAAUGACCUUGCUGAUUUUGAUAGUGUUUCUUCAAUAUUAAAAAACAAGUCGGAAAGAACUAGUCUAGCAACGGGUACAUUAAGAUUACAGUCUUCUCAACCUAGUUCUGAUUGUGUUGAUGGAGCCACAAAGUUUCAAAAUCAAGAACAACAUAAUAAAGAAAACUUAUUUAGAGAAAGAACAAAUUCCAAUGUAAGUACAAUCUCUUUCCACGGCGAUGGGAGCGACCCAACAGACAAGAAGCACAAUUUACUAACGGCGAGUGAAUUAAGUGACCUAAUUGUAGGUAGAGGCGUGUAUCCUAAAAGCCAGUCAGUAAGUGACACGUUAGACUCCGUGUCGGACUACGUGAGGUUGCCAAUUCCAUUUUCGGGUGACAGUUACCUACAGGGACAUGAAGAUACAGCUCCAUCAGAUGAUCACUAUCCGAAUAACUCCUUCUUUGAUCGGCCGCCAACACCACCGACUAGAAUUGAUAGCCGUAAACUGCUCAACUUGUCUCUACCAAACAUAUUUGACAUAAACGGAGAUACGCCCAUCAGACCACCUUUUCCAGACAAGCCACCGCCUCCCUACGAAUAUAAUCAUCAGACCGUGUCGUCUUAUGCUCCUCCACCACCGGCAAAGGCACCACCUGCAUACCCUGGUCCAACAGCGACAGUGCGAUCCUUAAAACAAUUGAGUGACCACAAAGAAGAAGUCGCAGCCAGGGUGGUAACGUCAAAACCUAUGAUUACGAUCCUGAAAGCAGAGGCGGGCGAAGUGAGCACAUCUAGUGAAAGAACAUUCGCUAGUCCCAUGGUGUUGGAGCACAAAUUUCAAAAGUUUAAAAGGCAACAAGCAUCAAGUCGCCGUGCGGAGAGGUCAAAAUUAGCUCAGGGCAUAAGCAAUAAUCUAUCACCAUCCAGAGACAUGGGGCAUAGUGUGGAUUCAAAUGUGUUGGUGGCCAUGAUGAAGUUGGCACCAGGUCCGCCGCCUGCUCCACCAGCCCCGCGCCGCCCACGCCAGCCACCACCGCCGCCUGUCGCGCGUCUGCCACCGCCACCGCCUCCACACAACCCCAUGUUCCACCAGCAGUUGUACAGCGACGUCGAUUAUGUCUACUACCCCCUUCAAGAUCCUGCCGUGUCGCAGCAAAAUUAUCUCGAUCACAAAUUAACGGAUUCUCGAGUAUCAAACAUGCACAAAAAUGGUCUGCAGUACCGAAGUACUCCCUACCUAUCAACUUCCAUGUCUGCAUCGUCCAUGUAUGGAUCGAUCCAAAAUCUCUCGGAUUCCUAUGUUCAGUUACCUGGAACGCGGACGAGUUGGUACUCGUUAACGAGUAGGACGUCGCUCAGCAACCACUCCAUAAAUCUCGAGCGGCCUCCACUGGCUGCGCGAAUAUCUGACGUUCCAAAUUUUAUGCGAACGAAAUCGGAUGAAAAUGUGUUGAAUGCUAAAGAUCCACCGCCAGUCAAAAUGAGAAGAAUGCCUCCGCCUCCACCACCGCCUUACGAAUAUAAAAAGAAACUUCUCAAUUACUCGAGAGAAGUCAAAAUUCCGCCGCCUUCAACAAAUGUGAAUAGUGAAACAAGUGCGAACAAAGUGAAAGACUCCAAUUGUGAUUUAGACAUAAAAACUCUACGAGAGAAAAGUAAAAACCUUGAUUUGCCACUUAUCGCGGCGUUGUGUAAUGAUCGUUCGUUAUUAAAACAAACUAAAGCUUUUGGUGCUCCAAAGUUAAAUAAACCAACAGGUAGUGACUGUGAAAGUGAACGGAAGUGUGUGAAGUCUGUUACAAACACCACCGAUAACAUAGAUCUUAAGAAUAAACAAGAAUAUAAUGCUAAGAGGGUAAUGACAGGGUCUCAAAAGAAAAUAUUAAUACGAAACCCAACAGAUAAACUUCCAGCAUUGCCAGUUACUGAAAGUCAUCCUAGGGCAAUGUCCAAUACAUAUGUCAUGCAUCCAACUGUAGCUAAAACUAAAAAGUCUCAACCCAGCUCAUGACAUUAUGAUAAAUGUUUACCUACUGCUUGUGAAUCCUUCCAGUGCUAUGAUCCUUCAACCACCGAUACAAAGACUGAGCUUAAUGCCACCACAACUUAAGAUAGGAAUAAUACAAAUGUAUCAUUGAACUCUUGACUUUAUGGCAUGAAAUAGGCAUACAAAUAAAUUAAGAUAUUUUUAUGUUACAUAUUCUGCUAAUGAUCAGAUAAUAUUGUUAUCAAAUGAUAUUCAAAACCAUUAACUGCAGCAUUGUUGAAGUAAUAUACAUAAAUUUAAGUACUAUAAUGUUUAAUAUUGUUCACGAUCUGAUUUUGUGAUAUCAAGUGUAUGAGCUAUGCUUUUCAAAUACAGCCUUUUACAAUAUUCUAUCACAAUAGUUAAGGGGUGAAAUUGCUAUAAGUUACAUAAAAUGAUUAAUAUUUAUUAAUACCGUACUGUGGUAUUGAGCCUGUAUGUUUCCCUUCUGCUUUGCGGAGACCUAAAUCCAGCAGUGGAAAAUAAGUAUAAGUCCAAAAAUUUUGUCAUUAUCUUUCUCUUAAUAAAUAUACAAUACAUGUUCUGUUUACCAUUUCUUGCAAGACUAGUAGGUACCUAAUUUAUAAUGUCAGGGUUAGAACAUUUAAGUAUGGCUGAUAAACUAUUUUUGUAUAAGCAUUGAUUUUGAUUAUUCAGUUCUGUGUUGCUCAAUAUACUAAUAUAUAGAAAUUAUUUCUUAAAUAUUUUUAGACACCACUAUACCAAAGUAAUUUGGCGUAUAAUAUUAAGAAAAUAACAUCACUCACAACUUUGGUAACAAUUCAAAUGUAUCCGCUGAGCUAUGCCAUUUUAGGCCCAGAGUCACCAAAGCCCAGCGGACCACCGACCAAUAGAAUUUCGUUAUUCGAAAAUCACGUCUCCGCCCACUAUGCAGAUUCCCUGAGCGGUGAAAUUCUAUUGGUUGUUUAAAAACUUUGCGCUUCGCUCCGCUUUGGUGCCGAAGUCUGGGCCUUAAUGAUGUUUUUUCUUUUUAAUUGCAUAAAAGUCUCCAGUACUUUAGUACUAAGAAAUAAACAUUCCAGUCUGUCUAUGUUAAACAUCAAAAUAUCGUACUAAUACGUAUGGCGUUUCUAAACAAAUAAGAAUGUGAUAAAAAAUGUGCCUUUACCGUAAUAAAUAUCUAUUCCAUUCAAUAAAACUGAAGAAUUCCAGAAUAAGCUUUACCUACAUACAUACUAGAUCGCAAUAUUCAUUUAAUUAAUUGUAUACUUAACCCACAAUUCAAUUCGCUAUGAAAUAGUGAAUUAUAGUAAUAGAACUUUGUAAUGAAAUACUCGCUGUUUGAAUAUAUUACCUGUUAUAAUUUAAGUGUAUCAAAAAUCAUUGCUUGUAAUCAUAGUAAAUGAAAGUGUAAUAAUUUCAACAACUAUUUAUUUACUUUAAUAUCAUAAUGUGUACAUAAUAAUGCAAUACAAAGUACAUAAUAUUUGUUUUCAAUAUGUACAAAUGUAUAUUAAAUUUUUUGUAACUCUGAA